Molecule: messenger RNA, 1182 nt
Organism: Pocillopora damicornis (cauliflower coral)
Lineage: Eukaryota; Metazoa; Cnidaria; Anthozoa; Scleractinia; Pocilloporidae
Source: RefSeq, a predicted model, not a curated record
UGUUUUGAAAAAUGGCGGUGUUUUCGACGGGAAAGAGCAGUUGACAUGUUUUGAGAAAUGUUUGUAGGGAACGGAAAUACUGAGAUUUAUUGAAGGCAUCAAUGGUUUUACUCAAAAAUAAGCUCUCAAGACCAUGGAUCAUUCUGCUUUAUUCUUUAGAAAGCGCGCUCUUUUUUCAGCUCAUGCAUUGUAUACAGACUGCAGAUCCCAAAAGUCACUGCUCUAGACCCCUCUCCCGGAUUGUGAGGAAUCAGUUGACGGAGCAAUUCUAUAAUGUAUUCCAAGCUAAAAACCAAGAACCUCACAUAAAAUGUCCACUGCACUCAUCCAGAGAUUUAUACAGUGUUCAAGAGGGAAAUAAAAUAGAGGAGUAUGCCUCAAAAUGGGUGUGCAACUUAUGCGGCAAGGCUUUCUACGCUGAGCAUUAUCUUGACUUGCACUUUGAUAACAGACAUAGUGACAAGUUAGUAAAGGGUUCUACAGUGUGUCUAGCUGAUUUUUGUGACAUCUUCAGAUGUGAUGUGUUUGAAAACCAGAGAAAAGACAACUUUUGGAAAAAGAAACUCUGCAAAGAAAACAAACUAAUUGUUCGCAAAAAGAGAUGUGAGGCUUUAAUGCGAAGUUGCCUUCCUCAGGGAAAUCUAUCAGUUGAGGAAGAAUUCAAACUAUUUGAGGAGAUCAGUUCAAACACGUGUUCACUGUUAAACUGCAAGGACUACUGGGAGUUACCAUCCAACGAAAUUUCUCCAUGGAAAGUUGUCUUCUAUGCAGUAGUAACGCCGUUUUUCUUCAUGGCUCUUAUUGUUUAUUACUAUGCUAUUUGGGAUUACUAUUACGGCGAUUACCCGUUGUAUAGCAAUAUCGGGUCACGUGAGGAAGAGGAGAAUGUCUCCGGCGGUUACGGAUUGACGUCAACUCAUUUGCGGAAAAGAUAUGGAGGCCGCGCUCUAAUGUACUAGAGCAGCAAAAAGUAUUCAUAACUAUUCUAGAGCUGGUCUUAAUGCAAUGAGGUCACAGAGAGGAGUAACAUUUGAGCUUUGUUCCCUGGUUGAUCUAGCAAAACUGUUGCACUACUUUAGAAACUCUACUAGGAGCAAGACUCGUGACAAGGGCGUAGCCGAUGUGGGUCCUGCCAAUGAAUUGAAGAGAAUUCGCUCCUCUUCGAGUAAAAUUGAAGAGAAU